Blumeria graminis f. sp. triticale is the source of this 1377-nucleotide messenger RNA. The record is from the annotation of a GenBank genome assembly. NCBI's taxonomy places the organism in Eukaryota, Fungi, Ascomycota, Leotiomycetes, Helotiales, Erysiphaceae.
AUGUCUCUUACUCCAUCCACACGAAUUCUUAACUGUUCAUCAUGUGUACGGAAAGCAAAAUGGAAUACACAAUAUAUAUGCUCCUUCUCAACGACACCCCAAAUGGAUCGCCAAGUCAGAAUGCGUAGGAUGAUGUUUCAGUGGUUAAAUAGAGUAGGGAAAAACUUCUACUAUCCAUUAAAGGACAGUACUAAUUAUUUGGGCGCUUACAAUGUUAACGGUACUUUAAGGCGAGUAGUGGAUAGAUCUGCCAUUCAGGCGCAGGAGCUGGAACGGAUCCAAACAACUAUCAAGGAAAAUCCCGAGAGAGUCGAAGAGCUCCAGGAUGAGCUUGAAAAGCUUACCAAAAGUCACGCUGAACAGAGUAAGGUCUUGCCAAGUGCCACUCGUCGUGAUUUAACUCCAUUCCCUGCGAAUAAGGAUUUUAUGAGUGAAACUGUUCUUGGACCUUGGCUUCAGCACAAAGUAUGGGAAGACGUGAUGGUUAGAGGUAUGACGGUGCGGGAAGUCAGUGCGCAAAGAGGUAUUGAGAUGAGCAGAGUGGCUGCUUCUGUCCGGCUCGUACAGGUCGAAAAGUUAUGGAAACAGCAAGGAAAAUCCACUGCUGAUCAGUACUCUACAGCUGUACUAGAAAUGCUCCCAUGUACUGGAAAACUUGCUCUGUUAAAUUGGACAGAUCAAGAUGAAAAGGCAUUGAUAGAGGCUAGGCUAGAAGCAAAACUAGCUGCAGAACGAGAAAUUAAAGAAAGGAAAGCAGAAAAUAAUCGGCGACGAGAAGAAAGCUUGCCAUUACUUCCUCUAGCUAGUCCUUCUAUUCCUGAUGAGAUGGAUCUGAAGAAUCAAGUUGUCGAGGACCGAAGAAGAAAUCCACACGAGUCUAUUAAUGACCUUGCUGUUCUGAAAGUCACAGGCCCCCAGCUAUGGCAUCCUGUUUCAGAAUCAAGACACUUCACCCGGGCAGACGCAGCCAAAGUUUUCGAUGAUAAACUACAACCAGCGGAUAAGCGAGUACCUCACCCAGAACUUACAGUUAUGCACCGAGAAUGGUUAAAUGGUAAAUCUAUUGAAGAGCGCACCCUUCUACAGAUCCGAAGAUUAAAAGACGAACAACAAAAAAGUGAGCAAAAAGCUUUGAGAAGAACCCUGCAACAGGAAUCAAUCAAAAAAAUUAAGAAUCAAAGAGGAGUUGUCUUUAGAUUUCAGGAGACAAAAGUUGAUGAAAUUGGGAAAAAUGGAAGAGGAGUCAAGGGCGUCGGAUGCCGGUAUGGCGUCCCAAAUAUGGACAGAUCAAAAGGCCAAGUCAAAAUACCGCAGCAUGCCUUAUUUGCCCCACGCCAUAUGCCUUCGCCCAGAUUCAGCAACACCAGAGGUCCCUAA